Molecule: messenger RNA, 258 nt
Organism: Candidula unifasciata
Lineage: Eukaryota; Metazoa; Mollusca; Gastropoda; Stylommatophora; Geomitridae
Source: the annotation of a GenBank genome assembly
AGUGGCGGCAAGGAGUCGGUUAGGGCCCUCUUCGACAGUCUCAUCUUUGAUGGCUUCGCUUCAGCGAUCAUACCAAGUACACUGACAGUUUACGUCAUCAGAAUAACCUAUGUGUGCUUAAAUGAAGGCACGACGGUUCCCGAUGUGGUAAUGACCUGGGGACCUACAGUGAUCGGCCUGUUUAUGCUGUCUGUGACCACAGAACCAGUCGAUAAAUACAUCAGUCAGGCUCUUAAUGAUACUGUCCGAAAAUUGUAA